GCGGAUGCGGCUCAGUCCUGUUCUCCUCCUGUAGAAACCAAGAUGCCACCUGCACAUCCAUCAUAUUUGCUGCUUUUUGCCUUAAUAUUUCGUCUCGCUGCGGCGGCAGAAGUGUCCGUAUGGAGCGUGGCCAUCAACCCGGUACAAAAUGCUGUGUUUCGGAAGACGCUGUAUGCCAACACCACCAUCUCCAUGAAGUUUCAGGGCGAUACAGCAUCAUGUGACAGAAACUUGGUAUUCAACAUCAGCUGGUACCUGCGUUCCUCUGUUUGCUACAAUGAGGUCUUCAACACACCAGACAACAAAGCGACAAACAUGUUUGGUUUGGACCACAUGGUUAAAGAUGGCUGGAGUGGCUUCUACAGUCAGGGCUACAUGUACUUUGAAAACUGCUCCUCCCUCUUCUUACCAAAGGUGUAUUAUCCUGAAUUCAACCCAUAUCAGCCCCUCACUAGCCCAAAGAGUGACGCAUCAAAUCAGAGCUUUAUUUGGCCUGAUAAACCGGACAUCAGUGCAGUGGCCAAAGCCUGGAAGGACAGUCCAUAUCUUUUCAUUGUAAAAGUGCAGCCGUUGUUUCGUGGCAUUGAAGAUGAAGAAAUUGGCCCCGAGCAGGUCAACUUUGCUUUCACAAUGAAAGUUGAGAUGAAGGGUCCACAUGACUACUCCUCUCCAGCAGACUGGCCUCUCAUGAUGUUCUUCAUGGUUAUGUGCAUCAUAUACGUGCUGUUCGGGGCUCUGUGGCUCUUCUGGUGCGCCUGUUAUUGGCGGGAUCUCCUGCGGAUUCAGUUCUGGAUUGGUGCCGUCAUCAUCCUCGGCAUGUUAGAGAAAGCCGUCUUUUAUUCAGAAUACCAGAACAUCCGGUACAAAGGAGACUAUGUUCAAGGUGCAGUGAUAUUUGCAGAACUGCUCUCUGCUCUUAAAAGAUCUUUAGCUCGGAUCCUGGUCCUCAUUGUCAGUCUUGGCUAUGGUAUAGUCAAGCCCAGCUUGGGUACCACAGUGCACCGGCUUGCAGCUGUUGGCCUUCUUUACCUUCUCUUCUCCUCUGUGGAGGGUGUGAUGAGAGUGACGGGUGGUUUCUAUGGUACAGUUGCCCUGGUGGCUAACCUCAGCCUCUCCCUCAUUGACUCCUGCGUAAUGUGGUGGAUUUUCAUCAGUCUGUCUCAAACCAUUCGUCUGCUGAAGCUCCGCAGAAACAUCGUGAAGCUGUCUUUGUAUCAGCACUUCACCAACACGCUCAUCUUCUCUGUUUUGGCUUCCAUUAUAUUCAUCAUCUGGACCACCAAAGUCUUCAAGAUGGUGGACUGCCAAACGGGUUGGAGGGACUUGUGGGUGGACGAUGCCUUCUGGCGUCUCCUGUUCUCCACCAUUCUGCUGGUCAUCAUGGUGUUGCUGCGGCCCUCUGUGAACAACCAGAGGUUCUCUCAUUCCCCUCUGAUUGAUGAAGACGAUGAAGAGGAGGAGACCAAGGAGCCCAUGCUGAAUGAAGCUUAUGCGGGAAUGAAGAUGAGAGGUUCAAAGCCUGACAUAACGCUAUUUGAUGAAGACCUAAAGUGGGUCGAGGAGAAUAUUCCUACAACUGUUGCUGACGUAGCACUCCCUGUCAUGCUAGAUGAGGAAGAGGAAAUACUGAAAACCAAGAUGGAGAGAUCCAAAAUGGAGUAGACCUAAGAGGUUUGAUGUGAGAAUGAAAAGAGAGCAAAUUCAAGGUAGCAAUGAUUGCUUUUUGAGUGAUCUGAUUACCAAAAAAAAGUUCUCUCCAAACACUUCAUUUUUUACUGAACAUUGUGUAAUAAUACUUAAAUAAGCUAAAAGAAGCAUGAAUAGUGUGUUUUAUGAAGGGGAUUUGGAUGGAUGGGUUGGCUGCUCUUGAUAUUUUUUCUAGAUCAGCACUCUUCAACUAAAGUGAAACUGAACACAUUACACAACAGAACACUAAUUAGUAUUUUCUUUAUUUCCUUCAAGAAUGGGUUUGGCCAAGUCACAAAAUAAGCAAACUAAUGGAUAUUUUACACAAUGCAUUGUAGAAAAUAGCAUAUUUAUAUUUAUCAAAAUCCUGCUUGGUGGUGUUAAAUUAAUAUAAUAUUCAAUGGUUUUAAUGGGUGUUUUAAGAACAUCUUAGGAACAGAGUGAAGGGAACCUGAACACCAACUGGGUCAAAUCUGUAGAAACGUGAGGACCAAUUUGGAAUCUGUUCAGAUACAAUUCUUUACUUUUCGCACUCAUCACAGCCAGGAUAUCACAUAUCCUGAGAGUGGAGAGGAAACUGAAAACACUAAAGCUGCUUUCAGACAUGUAUGGGAGUCUGGGUGUGGAAGUCUAGAUCUCCUGCUAGCUUCCCAGGAAAAUGUCCACAUAAUGUCCAAGUGAGACUCUAUAAGAACACAGGAAAAUUCCUGCUGUUGCGAACACGUCUGAACCUUGACAAUCUCCCGCUGCAUAAGUUUUGUCCACCUGAGGGUCGUGGUGGGUGCUGGUGCCAAUCCCAGCUGACAUGGGGCACAGGACAAGUCAUCAGUCCAUCACAGGGCCUGUUUUCAUGUGUUUAGCUGAAGAUACAGAUACAAUAAUUACAGUUAUAUUAAGUGUACAACCAUUUUGUUGUAUAAAUUGUUGUUUUUCAUUAUCUUUUAUAUUUAUAUCAGAAGCCAUUUUGGACCAUAAACAUGUUUUGAGUUUUGACACGAACUGAAGGCUACAUAGAUUCUUGGUGACGUGAAGGAUAUUCAGCUAUAAAAUUGACAAUGUUGCUAUAUUUUACACACUGUACCUUUUAAAUCAUACACUGACAUAAAUAAUAUUCAAAUGAGCACGAAACGUUAUGGCGUGUCAACCCAUAAGCUUCUUAAUUAAAAAAUAAAAAGUAAAGUUUCUUGGGGUUGUACCUGCCAGUGAUUAUUUUCUAAGCUAAUUUUAAGGUAAAAUGUGUAAUACUGUCAACUCAUUAUUAUUUGCACUGUGUUUUCUGUCUAGAUUUGCCAGUGUUACUGUACAUUAACAUGGCGUCAUUUUGCAUCAUUGAAUACAGAUACUUGAAGCCUGUCAUAGUUGUUUGGGGGAAAAUGCUUCGUAUUGUUUUUGUUUUUUAUCCUUAAUUAUGGUGUUGUUAAAAGGAAAUCUUUCAAAGCCAAAAAACAUACGCUCUUGUUGCGCCAUGUCACAACUGUGUUUAUGACAGAACAGUGAAAACAAGUGAAAAUGUAGUUGAAGUAAUGGUUAUUUUUUGCAAUAUUACUGAUUAUUGAUACUGUAUGGGGUCAACACAGUGGGAAAGCUGAAUGAACAGGCCUGUAUUUAAAUCUUGAAAAUAAACUGAAGUAUGUUCAUUUCCAUUUUUCUUGAAAUAACAUGUUUUCUUUUAAGAAGAGGAGGUUAGCUACAUAUUAUUUAAACAAUGUGGGUUUUGUUUUCCAUCAUGCAAUCGCAAUUGAUAAGCCUUGUAUAAGGCUUACUGAAGUAAAAUACUGUUCUUUCUUUUGUGGUUUUGGCCUCAAUUCAAAUUCUGUACACUGUAUAUGUCAUGGACUAUAUAAAUGUAAUGGCACUCACCUUCCACUGAGUUGAAUUUAGGUCCUCAUCCACAUUCAGUGGGGCGGAGUAGUUUUUAAAUAAUGUACAUGAUAAAUUAAUAUUUUUUAAUAACACCUCAAGUACACACUCCUUUGUGCUCAUUGUGUUCACAUUGCAAAAUAAUCUUCUGCCUGCCGUGGCAGAAUUUUAAUCCCAUCCUUGUGCAAUCUACUGCAGUUUGUGCAGAUAUGUUAAAUUUUGCUUUCUUUUUUGUUUUUUAUAUUUGUUUGAAGUCUUGUUGAGGAUAUUUAUUUCAGAGAGAUACUAAAGCCCAAUAUUUGGUUGUGAGUCCGCACUGUAAUGUGAAGCUGACAAUAUUGUAGCUUUUUGCGUUUAUCUUGCAAAUAAAAUUUGUAUUGAAACAUG
Messenger RNA from Solea senegalensis (Senegalese sole), 3933 nucleotides. Its product is annotated as transmembrane protein 87A-like. Gene Ontology annotation, cellular component: Golgi cisterna membrane; Golgi apparatus. The transcript is spliced from 20 exons. Lineage: Eukaryota; Metazoa; Chordata; Actinopteri; Pleuronectiformes; Soleidae. The record is from RefSeq and is a predicted model, not a curated record. Bases 43 to 1662 code for a protein of 539 amino acids. Gene Ontology annotation, biological process: retrograde transport, endosome to Golgi.